CCAAAACAUGUUUCCAAAAUUACUUUCUCAUUCGGUUUUAGUAUAAUGAAUCUGUUCAUUAUCUGUGAAUUAACGAUCUGUUGAACCUUUUACGGCGAAGCUUCAGUUAUGGCAAACGUUUAUGCCAUACAAAUCAUAACAACCCCAGUGACAAUAGAAGAAAACCACCAAAAAGGCUAGCAACAGUUUCGGUUGUACAUUCUGUGUUUUGUUAUCAGUUUGUGUUUUACAGUCGGUGACUCAAGUCAUUCUUUGUAGUGUUCCACUGAGUGUUAUUUUUCCUUAAAAUUUUAGUUAAGAAAGCAAAACAUACCACACGUUAUGGAGGAGAAUACAGAUUGUGAUACCUCGUAUCCGCAAAUGUGCCAACCGAUCGUGACGCUGAAGGCGCUGCUCGACUUUGAAAAGGGGCCGCAUCCCUGGAAGAAUUUGGUCGAACCGAUCGCACCGCGGUCCCGGUCGCGGUAUCUGGGCGAACGAUACCAGGUGCUCAAUUUUGCCAACGACCCCGUCACGUACGUGGAGAACGCGUCCCGACCGCAGGUAUUGCUAUGCCACGACUUCAAGGGUAACUACCUGAACGACAAAUACAUCAACGGUGUGCAAGGCGAAGAGCAAUGGGUGGACUACCGUUUCUACAACUGGGCCGCGAUCGAUAUAUUCUGCUACUUUAGCCACUACUUCGUUACCGUGCCGACGCUACAGUGGCUCAACUGUGCGCAUCGCAAUGGCGUGAAGGUGAUCGGCACACUGAUCGUGGAGCAGAAGAAUGUACAGCUGCUGCGGGAUAUACUGCAAUCGGAAGAGUUUAUGGUGCGCGUCGUGGAGGCACUCGUGCAGGUGUCGAAGGUGUGCCAGUUUCACGGCUGGCUGUUGAACAUCGAGUGUGGGCUGGAAUCGUCGAAGGUUGGGAUGCUGCGGGACUUUGUCCAGCUGCUGACGGACCGCUGCCAUGCAGAGAUACCAGGCAGCUUGGUGAUCUGGUACGAUGCCAUCACGAAGAGCGGUCGGGUCGACUGGCAGAACGAGCUGAACAGUGCGAACGAUGCGUUCUUUCUAGCGUGCGACGGUAUCUUCCUGAACUACGCCUGGAAUCGGCAGAAGCUGGAGCGGACGGAAAACUACAUCCGCAACUACUGUCCGGACCGCCGGUUGGACGUGUUUGUCGGGAUCGAUGUGUUUGGCCGCAGCCAAAAGGCACAGAUGGACACGAACGCACCGCUCGAGCAGGUGAUGAACUUUCCGUUCUCCGUCGCACUGUUCGCGCCCGGGUGGACGUUCGAAUCGCUGGAGGAAUCGUCCCGGCGGGACCAGCUCGAACCAGACGACCGGAACGUGCAGUUUCUGCAGAUGAACGACCGGUUUUGGAACCGGCUGUGGCGCCAUCUGUACGUACGCGGACCGACGCAGCUCCCGUUCUACAGCUCGUUCUGUCUCGGGUCGGGCAAAUUUUACAACCGGCUCGGCAAAACCCAGUCCGACGAGUGUUGGUUCAAUCUGGCGAAGCAAAACUUCCAACCGUCCAUCCCGUACACGCCACCGCUCGAGUACGAAACGCGCAACGAUCCGCUGUCCCACUGGACGCACCACUUUGACGGUGCGCUCGACGGUGGUUCGUGCCUGAAGCUGCGCAAUCACGAGCACGAUAAGCGGCUGUUUGCCUGCGAUUUCCCGUGCGCGAACGAUCUGAUCGUGUGCUACGCGUACCGGCGCAGCAACCCGGCGACGGUUGAUCUGGCGCUCGUGCUGAAAGCGUACUGCCCCCGGCGGCACGAGUGCGUCCGCAUUGUCUGUGCCAAUGCCGACUGUCACGUGGGCGACCGGAACGAAAUGCGUGCCAUACCGCUGGACAAGGAGGAAUCAUUGCAGCUGCUCAAGCUUGGCGCUGUGUCACAGCUUCCACUUGCCGACACGGUCAACGGUUGGGAUAUCAGGUACUACUAUUUAUCCGCCGAGGAGCUCCCACCGGGCAUCCGAAUUGUGGAUAUCGGUAUGAAGCUGCACAAGGAACCGGCUGCACAAUCGACCGAAUACGCUCUGCUCGGUGCCAUCCAUCUGCAGAUCGGUAUACCGACGCACCGUAAUUAUCUGACCCAACGCACCGUGCUGUUCUUCGAUCGUCCCGAGUGACGCAAAGGACCUGCAAUGCCGCACCGCAUGUUUCGAUGGCAAUAAACCUAAUCAAUACGCACGCUUCCAUCGUUAACCAAUGCGUAACAAUAUCACCAAACAACGUCGCGCUGCUGGUCUUGGGCAGCAGAACGCUUCAAUCAACCGAGCGAGUUUUAACAGUUUUGGUACGGUUUUGGUGUUCGAUCCGGUGCUAUUGUUUGUGCCUUUGCUGAUUAUGUGCUAUUAUGUCGUUCUUCUCUGAAUCUUCUGGCACCUUGUGUUCGGAAUUGUUCGGAGACUGACAAUAUGAACACAAAAACAAAUAGAAUUAGACUGACAGCAAGAAUGUGAGCCUUUACAACCUGUCACUAUAAGCGUUCAGGGGAUUUGGUACUGAAGAAUGGCUCAACGAGGGCGUUUCUAAAUCGUAGUUAGAGCGACAUCACUAAAGUCAUCACCUCCAGAGACACGUUGUGAGUAAAUUUCAUGCUCCUUAGGGCGAGACGAUAUUGUAAUAUCUCCAAUUUAUAUUCUUAAACUAGAAAUUACGAGAAGCUGACUAUUUAAUGCCCAAUGGAUGCAUAUGUUUCUGUAUCUACUCGGCAAGGUUAUCCAGGAUAGUUUGUAAAGUAUUUUUUUUCGAUUCAAAGGAAAGGUCUUGUGAGCAAACUAUUUGUUGUACACAUUGCCGUUUCGCAUUAAGCAAAGUACCUCCGAUUAUCAUCAGCUCCAAUUGCACACGCUUAAUAUUUGAGCAGCAUUGAACGAGCCGUGACGAAAUAACCUGUAAGCAAAGGACCUUACUAACGCCGAUGAUCGAUACAUCCCCGUGUUCCGCUGCCAGCGCAAUUCAAUGUCAGCUGGAAUUGUGCGCACGAUAGAUACACAGCGGCGACGCGCCAUCACACCGAAGAAUGUUAAUUACAAACGAUGGCCGUAAAAUUCCAUUCCACCUAUCCAGAUUGCCCCCAAGCAUCGAAAGGUUUCGGAUUCAAAUUACCGACACAAACGCACACAACGAGCCGCCUGCCAGCUACCUGCCAAGUGGGGAGCAUGUAUAUUUUGUUUUUCUUAUGCAGAGGACACAACGAAAUGAAACAGGUUUUGGGCUGUUCGAUAUUGCCGUGAGGAUGAAAAAUGACCACAUACGGUUGGAAUGUUGACGAUUGUUUCGCGAAUCCAAAAAAAAAA
Molecule: messenger RNA, 3303 nt
Organism: Anopheles moucheti
Lineage: Eukaryota; Metazoa; Arthropoda; Insecta; Diptera; Culicidae
Gene: ENGase
Product: cytosolic endo-beta-N-acetylglucosaminidase
Exons: 3
Coding region: 322-2130 (602 amino acids)
Biological process (GO): protein deglycosylation
Cellular component (GO): cytoplasm
Molecular function (GO): mannosyl-glycoprotein endo-beta-N-acetylglucosaminidase activity
Source: RefSeq, a predicted model, not a curated record